ACUUGUAUGCGAUGUCUUCUUCCAUGGCCUCGGUCGCGGCUAAAUGCGCGUAGCGGUCCUAAAGCCGGAUCUCAGCUGGAUGCUGCACUUUCCGAGAAGGAACAAAGAUGUUCGACCAGGUCAGGCAAUUACGAGUCCUCAAGUAGAGCAAUGCGAUCACCAUCCCUCUCUGUCCAUCCAUGUCCUCAACAAAUACCGACGGUAUGUCUUCUGGCAUCCCUGCUGGAAUCAUCGCUACAUUCGUCGUGGUUGCAGUGUUGUCUGUUUUCGGGACGAUCGUCGUCGCCGUGCUGGUCUACAGGUACUUCAGCAAACACGGAUUGCCAUCGAUCAACUUCUACGCACCAACAACAGCCGCACCACCGACUACGAUUCCGAUUCCGAAUGGGGUAACGACGGUGGAGAACUUUCUCAAUGAACUGGCCGGAGAGAAACCCAUCAGGUUUUGGCCGCAGCAGCUCGCAGGCUUCACCCGCAAUUACGCCACCAAGCUGGGAUCCGGCGGUUUCGGAUCGGUCUACAAGGGGGAACUCCCCAACGGCCUUCCGGUGGCCGUCAAGGUCCUCAGUGGAAGCUUGGGUAAGAGAGUGGAGGAGCAGUUCAUGGCGGAAGUGGGGACGAUCGGAAGAACUCACCACAUCAACCUCGUCAGGCUCUUCGGCUUCUGCUUCGAUCCCAAGGUGCGAGCGCUAGUCUACGAGUACAUGGAGAACGGCUCGCUCGACAGGUACUUGUUCGACAGGAUUGAUCGGACGACGGACUGGAACACGCUUCAUGAGAUCGCGAUCGGCACAGCCCGAGGAAUCAGAUACCUGCACGAGGAGUGCCAACAGAGGAUCAUCCACUACGACAUCAAGCCGGGGAACAUCCUCCUCGACUCCAACUUCAACCCGAAGGUGGCGGACUUUGGGCUAGCAAAACUGAUGAAGAGGGAGAACACUCACCUGACCAUGCCCGGAGGGCGAGGGACGCCCGGCUACGCCGCGCCGGAGAUGUGGAUGCCGUCUCCGGUCACGCACAAGUGCGACGUUUACAGCUUCGGCAUGCUGCUGUUUGAGAUAGUCGGGCGGCGGAGGAACUUCGACGGUGAUGUGACGGAGAGCCAGCAGUGGUUCCCCAAAAUAGUCUACGACAAGUUCGAGAGCGGAGCGUUGGCGGAGAUUGUGUCGAGCUGCGGAAUCGAGGAAGAAAUUGACAGAGAGAGGGCGGAGAGAGUGUUGAAGGUGGCUCUGUGGUGCGUCCAGUACACUGCAGAAGCCAGGCCUCCCAUGAGCAAGGUAGUGAUGAUGUUGGAAGGGGAGAUGGAGAUCACUCCGCCAACGAAUCCAUUUCAGCAUCUCUACGCAUCAGGUGCAGGUCUCGAUUUGUGGGGUGACGGUGGCUCGGAUUUCACAUCAACAGGCGUCAGUGAAACCACUCCCACCAUGAGGAAAUAUGAUAUAGAAAGAGAAACCGCAUAGUGAAGUCCGAUUCAUGUUCAUCGAUUCCGGACAAAUCGUAGCAACCUCUCAUAUAUUAACAACUAGUGGGUAAGAUUGUACGUAUCUGUGGAACUAAGAAGCAGUCAUGAAGUAUGAUCUGUACUCGGCAAAGGUUGAUCAGAGCACACAUAUGAAAACUAUAAUGUACAGGGGCAAUGUUGAUAAUAAAAUCAUAGAGAUGCUUGGUGAGAACCAAGAAGCUUC
This is a messenger RNA of Musa acuminata subsp. malaccensis (wild Malaysian banana), 1685 nucleotides long. Its product is annotated as G-type lectin S-receptor-like serine/threonine-protein kinase SD2-5. Lineage: Eukaryota; Viridiplantae; Streptophyta; Magnoliopsida; Zingiberales; Musaceae. The record is from RefSeq and is a predicted model, not a curated record. Gene Ontology annotation, biological process: protein phosphorylation. Gene Ontology annotation, molecular function: protein kinase activity; ATP binding.